UUGGACUCUGAAGUAGUGCAAGGCCUUGUGAUCCACAAUAUUUAUAAACUCUCUCUCUCUCUCUCUCUCUCUCUCAUACACAUAUUUAUAUAUAGUAUAUGAAUAUGAGACUAUGAAUAACAAGUAUUAUAUGGAAUAGAAUAUAUCUGUGCACUGCUGGACCUGUCUGAGGCACCUCUUCCACAAAACUUGAAAAAUAUUGGGCUAGGCACUGGGAUUUGUUUGCCAUGCCUCAAACCCCAAAUGCAACAUCUCUUUGGUUUCUGUGUGAAAGAAAAAGAAUCUCGAAUUCUUCUUCUGUUGUAUUUUAUUCUCUCUAUUUCAGCAGCAGCAGCAGUAUAUAGUACUGAUGCGAAUGUGAGGAGGAAACUUUCAAAGUUGGGUUAUAAGCAAAUAGCUGUGGUGAUUUUCCCGGAAAAAAAGUUUUUUUCUCUUCAUCAUUUUCUUCAGGAAACUUCAAGUUGUGAUCUCUCCUCAAUUCAUGAGAAUCGUACAGGGUAUCGUUCGUUCAUCUGUAACGGUGUCAUUAAUGAGAUUCCUGGUUUUGAUCUUUGCCAUGUUUCUAUACAUUAACUCACAGGCUUAGAAACAAGGAAGGGACUAUAUCUUGAGAGUGGAAUCUGAAAGAAUUCAACUUUCAUCAUCUAGGGUUUCUAAUUCAGAUUAAAGUACUUGUAGAAGGGUCGAUAAAGUGAGACUAAUUACUAAGCUCCAAUGGAGAGGCUGCUUAAGCCAUAUGACAAGGAACACAUGAAGAUGGCCAUGUUGAAGCAUGAAGAAACCUUCAAACAACAGGUGUAUGAACUUCAUCGUCUAUAUCGGAUCCAGAAGAUACUGAUGAUGAAAACCAGCACUGACCAAAAUAGCAAGCCAAAGGGACAAAAUCAAGAAAGAUGGGAUUCUAGGAGUGGAAUCAGUUUGAAUCAGAUGAUGAAUAAUAAUAUCCAUCAAAAGCCUCCACCAGAGCUUGACUUGGAACAACCCGCCGAAGAGUAUGUUAUGGAAUGUGAUGGGGAUGGAGAGCUAGAGAUUGAAGACGAGAACGAAAUCCGACUCACUUUAGGCCCCACCAGUUACUACAGAAGAAGAAAGAAAGCGGAGACGCCACCCAGUUCAGAUUCUGGACCAAGCUUUUCUUCCUCUUCAGGCACAGAUAUAAGUAGAGAAGAAACAAGAGGUCAAAAAUGGGGGCUAACCAUGGUGCCUGACUCAAAUUAUGGAUUCCAAAGUGCAAGAAAAAACAGUUUUGAUGUGGAAGAGGAACAGUUGAGCUUGAGCCAAGAUAGGCUACAACAGGCUCCUUGGCUUUUCCAAUCUUUGAGACUGAACAUGACUUGACAAAAAUCUUUGGAGUCAGUCAGUCAGUGUGAUAAUGAUUUUAUUAGAAUGCAUUUUAUCAACUAAUUCUAUGAUAGAUGGAUGAUCAUCAUCAUCAUAAUGUUUGUGUUGAAUACUUGUCCUUUUUGUUUCUACCAUAAUGGGUGAUGGAGUGUGAAGAUGAUUUAUUUCUCAUUUUUUGUUUUUUUUUCUUACACAGUGAUCAAUCAAAUCAGACACAAUCUUCGUAUAUUAA
Molecule: messenger RNA, 1573 nt
Organism: Camellia sinensis
Lineage: Eukaryota; Viridiplantae; Streptophyta; Magnoliopsida; Ericales; Theaceae
Source: RefSeq, a predicted model, not a curated record